Diaporthe amygdali is the source of this 1479-nucleotide messenger RNA. RefSeq lists its product as uncharacterized. The record is from RefSeq and is a predicted model, not a curated record. The transcript has a single exon. Lineage: Eukaryota; Fungi; Ascomycota; Sordariomycetes; Diaporthales; Diaporthaceae. The coding region runs from base 1 to 1479 and encodes 492 amino acids.
AUGACAACCACAACCACCCAACUCGUCGUCACCAAAAUGUCCGACCGCGAUGAUAACCACAUCAUCGACCACAAUGGCGGUCUCGUGGCCGCCCUGCGUUCCGUGUGGUUCUAUUACAUAGCGUGCACACCAUGCAGGAAAAUCGGCCACCGUCGCGAGACCCGCAAAGAGGCCGAGCGGGAGAGGGGCCUGAAGGCGCGCCUAGAGAUGGAACAGCCAGGACUCUACAGACAUCCAAACCCCGAGAACACGAACGAGUACUGGAUGGAGGAUAUCAGGAUGGGUCCCAGUCUGCCAAAAAGAGGCCCGAACGGCAAGAACCACAGCCAAGGAAAGGUUGGCGAUGCCGGGCCCGCGGCUGCGAACGUGGACGGCUCACAAUUGGAGAGGGGGCUCACGAAUGGCAGUAGUGCGGCAUUUCCAAGCAACGAGACCGCCGGAAGCCCUACCGUGGUUGCUGCGGACGACCUCGAGGCGCGAACGACCCUGUCCAUGUCGGUGGCGGAUUCGACGGAUCUGGAAUGGAAUCACAAGAGAUAUCAGAGAGAGGACGAAGAGCUGUGGGGCCACCAGAUGUACAAUCGGGCCGGCCAACGACUUCGCGAAGUCAUAACGAAGGGCCGCGACACGGCAGGCAGGUUGUUUGAUACCAAGACGGGCCGGGAACGCGAGAUUACAGAGGAGGAGCGUUAUAUGUUCUACGGCACACCGAGGAACCCGCCCGUCAACGACUACCACCCACCUGUCGUCAGCAGCAAACCAGCACAGAAGGGAGAAUUCCAAUGGAUGCUCCAGCCCCCUCCGCCGGCCAAGGUCAUGGAGGGCAAGGUACCCGUGAGCAGGAGCGGGUCCAAGACGAGCGUGAACAGCCGUAGGACGCAGGUGUCGCAUACAAGCAAGGAGGAGCUUGGCCUUGGACGUCUGGUUGGGGAGAAGCUUGUCAAGGAUAAGAUCCUCAAGGGGGAGAAACCUUCCGAGGCAGAGCUGACCGUCAUCACCGGACCGAGGCCCAACAGCCGUAGGACAAAGACGGCCUCUACAAUGAGCAGCAUCCCAAGCCAACGCUCUACCAGGAGCCGUAGCAACACCACCGGAUCCGAGUCGUCCGACACAAUAUAUGAGCGUAGGAGGAAGAGGAGACUAGCCAAACAGAAGGCCGCAGAGGAGGCUGGUUCGGAAGCUGACGACGAGACUGAUUCUGAAGACCAAACUAAGCCCGAGCGACGCGCCUCGCAGAGACCUAAGCUGCAGACCAUCGCCAGCUCCGACCUGGCCAGCAAGAAGUCUGACAACAGCGAGAACAUGCGCCCCUCAAAACUAGCCCCUAUGAGUGAGCCAGCCUUGUCGCCGAGCCCGAUGUCUAAGGGCCCAUUGGACGACAUCACCAACACCGCCAACCAAUCUCCUGCUCCUGCUACACCCGCCACAGAGACCAAGUCCGCCGGCGCAUCAGCCGACAGUGGACUCGCAAUGGCUUAG